This is a messenger RNA of Salpingoeca rosetta, 9536 nucleotides long. RefSeq lists its product as uncharacterized. Gene Ontology annotation, molecular function: protein binding. NCBI's taxonomy places the organism in Eukaryota, Choanoflagellata, Craspedida, Salpingoecidae. The record is from RefSeq and is a predicted model, not a curated record. The coding region runs from base 357 to 9536 and encodes 3059 amino acids. Gene Ontology annotation, biological process: regulation of GTPase activity. The transcript is spliced from 11 exons.
ACACACACACUGCCUACGAUACACUGAACGACUGCAGGAUUCGAUACAGGGAUCAUUUGCUCGACCGGCGUCGAAAGCGGAAGGAAAAGGAGCGCCAACUUGCUCUCCGCAACGCUCAACGAAGUGCACAACGCAACCAGUCCAUCCUCCAGGAAUUGAGCACGCUCUCGCAACAGCUGGAUGAACAAGUCAGCCACAUCCAGCACCAGCGAUCUGGAGUGGAGAAGGCCAAUGGCACGUGGGACCCUCCUCUGCAGCGCACGGUCGCGUCGCCGCCGUGGGGUCCAGCCACAGACGCGCACCAGCACCAACAGCAGCCGCAGCAUGCUCCGUCCUGGGCCAACUACCCACACACAAUGCCGCCACAGCCAUAUGGCUGGCCGCCGUAUCCAUACAUGAUGCCCCCUUACAUGCCGCCACCACCUCAGCAACAGCAGCAACAGCAGAAUGGGCAUGCCAGCCUGCGUAACAGCAGCGUGCAAACACAGCGGCCAGGCACAGGCAGUCGCCCGCCAACGGGCGGCAGUCGCAGCGGGGCGCACGUGCGCCCAGAUAUGGUUGCGCAGCAAACGCAGUUCCCAAGCCAACCACCCUCGCGCCAGCACAGCCCGCUCAAGCCUGCUCCCGCUUCCUCGUCUUCCUCUGCACUGCAACAGCAGCAUCACGCCCCUGAUGUCUGGACGGCGCCAGCAGCCCCGCACGUCUCAGAUGCUGCGCUGCAGCACAUGCAGGCCGUGGGCCGGGCGGAGCUUGAGGAGGCCGGCAUUGCGGCGACGGACAUGCUUGGGGACAUGCAACGCAGCAGCGAGGUGCUUGAUGUCCGCGGGUUCACGCCAGCGAUGCGUCGCCUCAAGCGCCUGCACGUCAUUGAGCAGCACCAGCAGGCCGCCCGCUUGGAGGACGAAGUUAGAACAGCUGUGGAGUUGACGCUGCAGCAUCAGGAUGAAGAGGCGAUGUUGUUUGCUGCGGAGCAAGAUGGCAACGAGCUGCCCAUGCUGAAGCAGAUUGAGCAGCGCCACAACCCGCUGCUGGUGCAGUCUGUCUCCUCCGCGGUGCAGGCUGAGGACCAGCUGGGCAUCGAGCCGCCCACCUCCGCAUCGUUUACGCUGCGCUCUGUGCCCGCGUUUCCCACAUCCGCAUCGGCGUCGCUUCGACAACAACACGACGACGACGACCACCACGAGUACUAUAACCACGAUGACCAGAAACAGGAGCAGGAGCUGCAGCCUGAUGCGGCUUACGACUCACGCGUGCGUGGACAACGCCAAGGGCAAUACGAGCAACCACAGCAGCAGCAACCACAGCAGCAGCAACAACAACAGUAUUCGAGCUCGCUGCGUGCACCACGAGGCGAUUCUGCUGCGUCGUCACUGCAGCGCUCGAUGGCAGAUGAUUCCAUGCGCGGAGACUUUGCCCGCGUUGCACCCGCACCUGUCGAGCAAGGGGUGCGGUCAUCGCUGCCGUCCGGCCGCCCGCCGCUGCCACAGUCUCCGAGUGCUGGCGGCGCUUCCCCAGCUGUUCGCACGCGCAGAGCACACGCACAACCACCACCACGCCACCGACACGACAGCAGCGAUGAUGGCGAGAGCACGGACGUUGCCGGCACCACCGAAGAUGCCCACACCAACAGCAGCGGCAGCAGCGGCAACAAUCGUCAUCAUCGUGGCCGUGGCCGUGGCCGUGGUCGUGGUGACGGCGGUGUUGAUGAGGUGCAGCCACUGCAGGAUGAGCGACACCAGCACGCGAGACGCGCGUGGGGAUCUGUGCCAUCGUCCCCGCUCACACGCCGCGGUCAGCCCCCGCAGCAGGCGCACCCGGGCUACGAACAGCGCGAAGGCGACCAACACCAGCAGCAACCACCGCAACAGCAACAACAUCAGCGUCAAGGGUCGCGUGUGUCCCAAGAAGACGCCAUGCGUCUGCUGUCACCGCACGAUGCACACAGAGUGCACUCCAAGGAAGACCUGGACGCGUUUACACGGCUCGUGGGCUCCCUCUCGCCGUCCCCUCAGCGCGGGUCCUUUGCAUUUCCCGAUGGCGGCGCCGCAAACGCCCUGGAUACGCCAACAUCGCUACCUGGGUCAGUUAUCGACGUCGUUGACGCGUCCCCGUCCUCCCGCCAUCCAGAAGACACCAUCCAACACCGCCAGCAGCAGGGAUACAACGACACGUUCACGGGUCGCGGUAACAGUGGUGGUGGUGGUGAUGGGCGUCGUGGUUACGAUCCGUCCACGUUGGCAGAGGUGCCACCGCGCCGUGACGGUGCUCAAGUGUCGUCAUCGGCAGCAGCGCCGGCCUCCACCGCCGUCAUGCGGGAUGAGCGGGCGUUAUCACAGCACCACGCCAGCGGGGACACGGAGCCAUCGUCGGACACCACCCCGCUUGGCAGUCGCCGCGGCCGCAAGAAGGCGCGCGGUGUUGGCGGUCUCUUCCGCUUCCUCAGCCGCUCCCGGUCCCGGUCCCGCUCACGCACAGACACACACGCAGCAGACAGCUCUGCUGACGGUGGUGGUGAUGGCAGUGAUCGUGGGGUGACGCUGCGUGUGCCCUCUGGGCGCAGCGGCGUGCGUGGCAUCUCUCGCUCCAUGCCGCCACCGCGCUCGCCAUCACCAUCUGUAUCGCCCUCGCCGUCAUUCGUUGGGCGCUCACGGGCCAACAGCUUCGACUCUGUCGGGUCCAACGCAUCGGCGCUGUCCAGCCUGUCGUGGCGCGAGCGACGGCAGGUGCGACGAGAGGCGAAGAAGCAAGCGAAGGAGCAGAAGAAGAUGGAGAGGGGAGCGAUGAAGGAGCAGGCGUUGGAGGAGUUGAGGAAGAGGCGUGAGGAGAAGGAACGCGCAAAGGCAGAGAAGAAGGCGGAGAAGAAGGCAAAGAAGCAGCAGAAAAAGGCAAAGAAGGAGAAGCAGAAACAAGGAGUGCCAGACAGUGACCACGGCCAUGAUGAUGAUGAUGUCGACGUGGCUGCAGUGCCACCGGACAACCGUGAUGGUGGCGACGACGGCCAUGGUGUACGUGGCCGCGACCUUCACUCUGUUCCUGCCUCUCCCACGCCUUCUAAGAAGCGAGGACGCAUCAGCCGGCUCUUUGGCAGGAGGAGUCGCUCCAGCUCGCGCGACCGCGCAAUGUCCUCAUCAUCGGCAGCCGCAGGUGCACACCGCCAGCCGUCGCCAUCACCGCCACCAUCGCCGCGAACACGAGCAUCACAGGAGCACGAGGCUGAAGGACAGGGAAGAGGUGCAGCGGUGAGGGAAGCAGGGAAGCGCGAAGGGCUUGUGCGUGGCCGUGCUGCAAGCGAUGAGCGUGGUGACCACGACGACAAGCCCCAACGACCCCCUCCUCCCCGCAUACAGAACCAGCGCCAACCACAGCAGCAACAGCAGCAGCCACAGCAGCAUCAGCGUCCCUCUGCAGGGCGCAUUGGCGCGUCCUCCAUGUCGACACCAAUCAAACAGCAGGACGCAUCUGUGCGGCCACAUGUGCUGGCUCACCCCGUCCGUGUUGUUGGGAUCGAGCGUGUGGACGGCCGGUUUGGUGUUCGCAUGGUGGAGCAGCCGACGCGGGAGGGCGUGAUUGCCUCCUUUAUCAGUCACGUCGGACCCAAUGCCCGCUUCACGCCCCCAUCUGAGCCGCUAUUUAUCGGAGACAGGAUCCUGGCUGUUGGCGGUGUGCCGUGCGACGCGGCCACGCCUGCACAAGUUGCCAGGUUGCUGCAGCAGGCCAAAGGCCCGCGGGUGCCCGUCAAGGUUGUGAUUGAUCCUGACGUGAGGCAGGCGCUCACGAGUGCGGGCUCUGCGCUACCUGCGGUCAACGACAGCAUUGUGAGCGCUUCCACCAUCCACUCACAUCACUCCCACGAGAGACCACAACAGCAGCAACGGCAGCGAAUGAGUGACGACGUUACAGCUGCACCGGUUGGGAUGCGGGACAAGCAAGACGCUGGCGCUGCGCGUGUGUCGAGCGAUUCAAAUGCACGCAUGAAUGCCAGCGCGCCCCAAUCCAUGCCGCAACAACAACAACAACAACAACAACAACAACAACAACAACAACAACAACAACAACAACAACAACAACAACAACAGCAGCAGCAGCAGCAGCAGCAUGAUGAUGAUGAUGGCGAUGUGGCGCAGAGAAGUGUGGAUGAUGCGUUGGAGCUGAUGGCUGGCAUGGAUGAUGUGAUCAGUGACAUUAGUGAUGUCAGCGACGCUGAAGGCAUCGAUGCGCCCGCAGUAACAGCACACACCGCCCAUGACCAUGCAACAGCAGCAGCAGCUGCUGCACAUACUACCAGCGACCAUGAACGUGCUGGUGGUCCUGAAGCUGUAAACACGGCGCCGCAACAGCACGCCACGCACCUUUCGCAGCGGCAAAAGGACACUGGCGCACAGGCAACGAAACCAAGUGGCCAGCCGCCAGCGUCGUCGUCGUGGAUGGCACUCGAUGGCAGUGACAGUGACAGCGACAGCGUUUCUGCAAUCGAGGAGGGCGAGGUUGUUGUGUCUCCACAGCGACAGGACAGUCACAGACACAGUCAUAGCCGCAGUCACAGUCACAGCCGCGCGGAUGACGGAGAAGAACGAGGAGGUGUACGUGCCAAUGUUGGUCACCCUGUUGGCAGCAGUGUUGAGGACGAUGAUGAGCAGUCGGCUGUGUCACCGCCGUCAUCUGCGCACAAACCCGCACCAAAUGACGCUUCCCGCAUUCCUGAAGCGAGCGCAGCCAGCCAGACGGCGGCGGUGCCAUCGUCACUCGCCACUGGUAUGGGCAUGUGGGGCAUGGAGCUGUCCUCCUCAUCUUCGUCGGGCGAUGACGAAGAUGAGAACGCCGAUGGCCAUGAUGAGAGCGGGCAGCAUGCGACACGGGGCCAGCGCGCUGUGGGGAGCGAUGUCGACUCCUCCUUCACUUUUGGCGAGCAGCAGCAACAGCAACGUGACCAGCAAGAGCACGAGCAAGAGCAAGUGCAGCACGAACACGAGCAAACGUGGCAGCAUGAGACAGACGAUUCGCUCAUGUCGGAAGGCAAGGAGACAGGCAAGCGCGCGUCCAGCGGGCGAAAGGGAACUGCGUUCUCCUUUGAUGAUGAUACUGGUGGCCGGGGCGAUGCUGGCGAUCACCCCUUUGUCCAUGCUGCUGCGCCAACCACCGUCGGUGCCGCUGCUCUUGUCACUGAGGAUGCCAUGCACAUGCAGUUCGGCAGACAUCACGAUGGUGAGGAUGACCCAUCGUCCCAGCCGCAAUCACUGGCGGCAGAACCGUCGUCCACACCGAAAGUUACAAGCUCGUCACCACGACACGAGCGGAACACGGAAGAAGAUGACUUUGACUUUAGCGACGAUGUUGGUGACGCUGAGCAGCAUCAUGGCGAUGGCAGCGGUGCACGCGAUGCCGCACUGCACGACGGCACGACACAAGGGUCACCAGCGCACUCGGAUGAGAGCGAGGAGAGCGACUUUGACACGUUCACGCUGUUCCAAGCGCCCAAGCAGCGCACAGUUACUGCUGCUCCUGCUGCUGCUGCUGAGGCGUCAGUGACACGGCCCGUUGUGCAUGCCAUCCCCACCGCUGCUGUUGCGCACAGCGACGACGAUGACGGGGAGCCCGCGUCUCCAGAUUCAUCGUUUGAUGCGGGGACUGCUUUUGCAUCUCGCGAACAGCAGCAUCAACCACAGCACCAGCAGCAACAGCAGCAUCAACCACAGCACCAACCACAACAGCAACAGCAACAGCACCAACAGCAGCACCAACAGCACCAACAGCACCAGAGCUUUGGUGCAAGUGGAGGUGACUGGAGCGACGAUGACGACAACAACAACGAUGAUGAUGACGAGGACGCUGCCGCAGUUGCGUCUGGCGAUGACCCGUUGUAUGGCAUUGUCUUGCCCGGACGAGCAAAGGCAAAGAACACCGUGCUUGCAGGCAACAUCAUCGGGGGUCGUGCGGACGAUGGUGGCAGUGACGAUGACCUCAUUCCAUCGCUUAAGACACACACAGCCCCACGCACAGCACCGCAUGACCCAGCGCUCAGCGGCCUGGGCAAUGAUGGUGCGGUGGCAGCUGGCGAUUCCGACACAGACUCGCUUGAUGAGUUUGGCGGACAACUUGGUGGGGGACAUCAGGACACCUCCAAUACCACCAAGGACACCAACACCAACAAGGACACGCGCGCAUCCGCAAGUGGGGUUGGUGGCCGUGUUGCUGUACAACGGCAGAGCGACCAGCAACGACAACAGCAGCAUCAGCGGCGUCAGCAGCUGCAGCAGCAUGAUGAGAGUGCUGAUAGUCUGCUGCACCAUUCGCCGACGACAGCAGCGCCUGUUGUGCGCGGGACGAUGAUGGGCGCCGAUGUCGAUGACGAUGAUGACGACAGCGACAGCGGAUCCGACUUUGGCAUGGCGUUUGGAAUGACACCGCCAACACGGACCAGGACGGCCGCGACCAAACCAGGCACUGGCCCGCACGCACCAGCAGCCGCAGCGACGACGGCAGCGCAUGACAGCAAGACAACCGCUCAUGCUGCACCAGGUGCUAACCACGAUGACGAUGACAAGGACACCUUGUCGCAGUCCAUGUCCUCCUUCGACGAUGGUGUCGACAUGAUGCAAGAAGCCGCCGAGCACCUUCGUGUAGCAUCGCCCGUUGGGCGCAGCCCAGGCGGUAAUCGCGACGAUCAUGAUCAUGAUGAUUAUGGCGGUGACAAUGGUGGUAACGUUCGCGCGCAGCCGGGCGGGAAGAGUGCGGUGGACAUGAAGCGAGCGCUGGAAGGCGAGGUGGUGGACAUGCCAUCCAUCGCACCAGUCACGCCCGUGUCACGUGAGGAGCGGUUUGGGCUCGUGCCCUCCUCCGAGAGCGAAGGCAGCGACGAUGGUGGUGCUAAUGUUGAUGUCAGUGACGGUGACGGUGCGAAGAGUCAGGCGAGGGCAAAAAAGAAGAGCAAGACGAAGAAGACAAAACGCGACAAGAAGGGCUCGGACAAGCCAUCAAAGGGGCGAUCCCUGUUUGGUUCCAGGAGAAGGAAGAAGGAGCAGGAGCAAGACCUCAAGCAUCACAGCAGUGAUGAUGACGAUGACGAGGAUGAUGACGACUACAGUGACGGCGAGAGUGGCGAUGAUGAUGGCGGAAGGGGCAAGAAGAAGGGCAAGAAGGAAGGCAGCAAGCGGCGGGGACCGCUUGGGUGGCUGUCGCGAUCCAAGCGUGGAAGCAGCCGCAGCAAAGACGCCCGGAAGACGAAGAAGAAGAACGAGCAAGAAGAGGAGGAGAAGCGAGAAGCAGCGGCAUCGGAGCGUGAAGAGAAACAAGUGGAGGCGCAUAUGGGCGCAGAUGCUGCGACACACACCCAGCAGCAGCAGCAGCAGCAGCAGCCGAAGCAGCUGAAGCAGGCAGGCGGACAGAGUGACGAUGACACCACCACAGAUGACAGCGACGCACAAGUCGCUGUUGCCGCUGUUGGCGGAGAGCAAGGCGUGGCAGACACCUCCAUGAACGAUUCGAUGAUUGCGCGCACAAAGGAGGACCUACGAGCAGCGCUGCGUGCGCUCAUGCGCCGCUUGCGUGCAGGCGACCUUCGCCUGACGUAUCUUGAUCUGGUGUAUCCGCAGCACGCAGCCGAGGACAUGAUGGACGACGUGCAGGAGGUGGUGAGCAAGGCGGCCGCGGGCCUGGACCUGCGGCAGGUGAACCUGGGUCUGGCGUGCAUGGCGCUGUCGUUUGCCGUGCACGAGCUUGGGCCGGACUGGGUGUCGCCUGCGUUUGUGCGGCGCAUUGUCGGGCCGAACCCGUCGCUGGUCGAGACGGCCCUGCUGUCGACGCUGGCGCCUGAAGACGAAGAGAUGGUGGCGUCUGUGCUGCAGUUCCUGGGGGAGAUCGCCUGUGUCGUGUCGAGGGAUGCUGGCACGACCAACUUCGACACUGGGUUUGCUGCUGAGAAGAAGAAGAAGAAGCGCCGGUUCCGUCUGCUGCGUCGCCGUCGUCGUGGUCGUGAUGGCGAUGGCAGCGGCAGCAAGGGUGCAGAUGACGAGCAGCAGCAGCAGCGCAUGCGCCAAGGCUCGCUGCUCUCCCCCGUGUUCAGCACGGCGAGCACGGGCGGUGGGGACGAAAUUGAGAGCGACCGCGCAUCUGCCGUCUCCUUUGCAUCCACGCGCGGAAACGCCCCCGGUCUGGGUGACGCGUGCAACCAGAUUGCAACAGCGGCCGCGCCGCUGAUGUUGCCCGUGGAUGAGGUGGCCAGCAUAGAUGUGGAGGACUUGGACUUUGAGGAGCAAGGCACAGUGUUGUCGCGUGGUCUUCGCGUUGCCUCAGCGCUCGAGCACCUGCUUAAUGUCGCUGGUGGUGCUGACAGCAGCGAUGAUGACGAUGAUGAUGAGGGUGGCAGCAAUGGAGGAGAUGGACUGGGGCCAUCACUGACGGCGAGACAGCAGAGCGAGCUGCACGCGCUGUUGACGGACGAUUCCAUGGCGCUGGUGAAUGCUGUGCUGCUGUGCAACAACGACGAGUACGAUGGACUGGCCGACUGUCUCGUGACGGCGUUUGUGUCCCGCGGUCCGCAGUUUGUGUAUGCGCUCAUUGAUGCGUGUGUGGCCGGCGAGGUAAAGCAGGCGACAGGCCACAACACCAUCCUGCGAAGUCAGACGCGCACGCUGCGUGUGCUCCGUGCACUCUGCCGUGCGCUUGGCAGCGACUACCUCGGCAAGAUCAUCACACCAACGCUCGCUGCUGUGCGCACGAGCCCAAGCAUGUUUGAUCUCACCUCCGACCAGCGUCGCUCGCAGAAGAAGCAGCGUGAAAUCGAGCGCAACGUGGCGGCGCAGGUGCAGUCGCUGCUGAAUCGGCUGUACGAGACGGUGACAGAGGUGCCCGCAUUCCUUCGCUACAUCCUCUACAAGCUGCGUGUGGAGAGCAAUGUGGUGUUCCCUGAGCUUGACCAAGGUGCUGUGCGUGGAUUCUUCUUCCUCCUCUUCAUCAGUCCUGCUCUCUGCAACCCCGUCGACAACCACAUUACCGCGACGCCUCUGAACGACACGCAAUCGCAGGCGGUGCUGGUGCUGUCGCAGUUGCUGACAUCAUCCAGCAACCAUCACGUGUACAGCGCGAAUGUGCAGCCGUUCAUGGCAGCCUUCAACGAGCUCAUUGCCACGAAUCAGGACUCGCUCGUGUCGUUCAUGGAUGCCGUCAGCAUGCCACCCACGUCCACCGAAGUCAACGAAUUUGGGGAGACGAUGGCGCAGUUGUCGGACGCGUGCGCGGAGUCGCUGCCUGCGUCCAUUCGCUACAUUGCCGGAUUUGUCAAGCACCACAAGGCGAGCGUGUUUUCUGUCCUGCGCAAGGAGACGGUGCCUGCGUCCCCACAGGCGCGCAUUGGCCCACGUGCUGUUCUCAAGUUUGUCAACCACUGCGUCCUUGAGCACGCGCUGAGCUGUCGUGCUGUUGCUGCGCAGGUCGAUCCACAGCAGAUUCCCCUGCACACCAUCACCAAGGUGCGUCGCACGUUCUCCGACCGUCUCAUGCGCCGAAGCUCAAGCAGAAAGGGGUCUUUCAAAGUCAAGUAG